Suncus etruscus (white-toothed pygmy shrew) is the source of this 846-nucleotide messenger RNA. It is a transcript of the gene DUSP28, whose product is annotated as dual specificity phosphatase 28. Gene Ontology annotation, biological process: protein dephosphorylation. Lineage: Eukaryota; Metazoa; Chordata; Mammalia; Eulipotyphla; Soricidae. Gene Ontology annotation, cellular component: cytoplasm. The transcript is spliced from 5 exons. The coding region runs from base 1 to 846 and encodes 281 amino acids. The record is from RefSeq and is a predicted model, not a curated record. Gene Ontology annotation, molecular function: protein tyrosine/serine/threonine phosphatase activity.
AUGGAGUCCGGAGCGACCGUGCACCGAGAGGCCGUCGCCUCGGCGCCCCUGCCGUUCGUGUGCGUCGCUCCUCGGCUCUUCCUCGGCAGCGCGCGCGCCGCGGCCGGGCCAGAACUGUUGGCGAGCGCAGGCGUGACCCUGUGCGUCAAUGUCUCGCGCCAGCAACCGGGGCCGUGCGCGCCCGGCGUGGCCCACCUGCGCGUGCCCGUGUUCGACGACCCGGCCGAGGACCUGCUGGCUCACCUGGAGCCCACCUGCGCCGCCAUGGAAGCGGCGGUGCGCGCCGGCGGGGCCUGCCUCGUCUACUGCAAGAACGGCCGCAGCCGCUCGGCCACCGUCUGCACCGCCUACCUCAUGCGGCACCGCGGCCUCCGCCUGGCACCCGCCUUCCAGACAGUCAAGAGCGCCCGCCCGGUAGCUGAGCCCAAUCCAGGUUUCUGGUCUCAGCUCCAAAAGUACGAGGAGGCCCUGCAAGCCCAGGGCCACCUGCCCCGGGAGCCCUGCAGUCUCCUCCUCCCCAGCACUGAGGUGCACGCUUAUCGUGCCCUCAGUGACAUCACACUCUGUGAUGUGAGGGAGGAGGCUGACGCCAAGUUGAUGGCAUCCUGCCACACAGAGCGUCAGAGACUGCAGAGAUCUGCCCGGGAAGAAUACCUAGGACUCCCCAGCAGGGAGGGCCGAGACCCAAAGGGCCCCUCCCAGAGCAGAGAGGGCCAGGCAGCAGCCUGGCGCAUCCCCUCUGCAUGGGCGAAGCGGACGCCCUGGGGUCCAGAAAAAACGGCCUUGCCCCCCACUUCCAACCUCUGCUUCCAGCAAGAAGGAACAAACAAGCCACGCCUGCUCUGA